Messenger RNA from Pelecanus crispus (Dalmatian pelican), 845 nucleotides. It is a transcript of the gene ALOX5AP, whose product is annotated as arachidonate 5-lipoxygenase activating protein. Gene Ontology annotation, cellular component: nuclear envelope; membrane; endoplasmic reticulum. The record is from RefSeq and is a predicted model, not a curated record. Gene Ontology annotation, biological process: leukotriene biosynthetic process. Gene Ontology annotation, molecular function: glutathione transferase activity; enzyme activator activity; leukotriene-C4 synthase activity. NCBI's taxonomy places the organism in Eukaryota, Metazoa, Chordata, Aves, Pelecaniformes, Pelecanidae.
GUGCUUGCAGGGCUGAGCUGCCACUGAGGCUGCACCAUCCAUCCUGACAGCUCAUUCGCAAAAUGGACCAGGAAACCGUCGGAAGCAUUGUCCUGCUCACCAUCGUCACCUUGAUAAGUGUUGUCCAGAACGCUUUUUUUGCUAGCAAAGUGGAGCAUGAAAGCAAACAAUGCAACAGCAAGGGGUUCCAGCGGCCAGGAUCCUCCGCCUUCGACCGCGUCUACACUGCCAACCAGAACUGCGGACACACGUACCCUACGUUCCUGGCCAUGCUUUGGUGCGCUGGCCUUCUCUGCAGCCAAGCUCCUGCCGCCUUUGCCGGCCUGAUGUACUUGUUUGUGAGGCAGAAGUACUUUGUGGGCUACCUCGGGGAAAGGACUCAGAGCACUCCCGGUUACUUGUUUGGAAAGCGCAUCAUUUUGUUCCUGUUCCUCAUGUCCGUGGCUGGAAUACUCAACUACUAUCUCAUCUACUUUUUUGGAAGUGACUUUGAAAUGCACAUAAAAACGAUAACCGGUGCGAUCUCUCCGUUGCUGCUCAUCCCCUAGCUCCCUGCAGCACUUCGGGGGUCAGCAUGCUUAAUAUAUCGAUACCCAGAAGCAGCCAUAAUUCAACUGUUUAAGAAAUGAACCUGUAACCCUUUUAGAUUGCUGUAAAUCUCAUGCUUGAUGGGCUUUGUAGUUUGAUUUAACCUUGCUUUUUGCUUUAGGAAAAAGAUUUAUUGUGAGCACUCAGCAUGCCCAAGGAAUGGUAAUAACUUCCAGUUAAUUCUUUAGAGUUUUUUCCCUAAACUGCAGCUUGCAAGAUGACUGCGUGACUGGAAGGGACAUUGUAUGCUUGCUUCA